AUUUCCUGCUCCGCAGCGGAAGGUAGAAGAUUGGAGCCGUUGGGUCGGACGUGAUCUGAAGGAGCUGAGAGCGGAAGGCACGAGUGCAGAGCGCGGAUUUCCGAGCGCGGAAAGAACCGGCGCUAUGGGCGGGGAGCAGGAAGAGGAGCGUUUCGAUGGCAUGUUGCUGGCCAUGGCGCAGCAGCACGAGGGUGGCGUGCAGGAGCUUGUGAAUACCUUCUUCAGCUUUCUUCGACGCAAAACAGACUUUUUCAUUGGAGGAGAAGAGGGGAUGGCGGAGAAGCUCAUCACUCAGACCUUCAAUCAUCAUAACCAGCUGGCACAGACAGCCCGGCGGGAGAAGAGAGCCCGGCAGGAAACUGAGCGACGGGAGAAGGCUGAGCGCGCUGCCCGAUUGGCCAAGGAAGCCAAGACAGAGGCCCCUGGACCCCAGAUCAAGGAGCUGACCGAUGAGGAGGCGGAGCGACUGCAGUUGGAGAUUGACCAGAAAAAGGACACUGAGAAUCAUGAGAACCAGCUCAAGAAUGGCAGUCUUGACUCACCUGGGAAGCAGGAGGCGGAGGAGGAUGAGGAGGAAGAUGAAAAAGACAAAGGGAAAAUGAAGCCCAACCUUGGCAAUGGGGCCGACCUGCCUAACUACCGCUGGACCCAGACCCUGUCAGAGCUGGAUCUGGUGGUACCCUUCCAUGUGAACUUCCGGCUGAAAGGGAAGGAUGUGGUGGUGGAUGUCCAGCGACGGCACCUCCGGGUGGGGCUGAAGGGGCAGUCAGCGAUCAUUGACGGAGAGCUCUACAAUGAGGUGAAGGUGGAGGAGAGCUCAUGGCUCAUUGAGGAUGGCAAGGUGGUGACAGUGCAUCUGGAGAAGAUCAACAAGAUGGAGUGGUGGAACCGCUUGGUGUCCAGUGACCCCGAGAUCAAUACUAAGAAGAUCAACCCUGAAAACUCUAAGCUGUCAGAUCUGGACAGUGAGACCCGCAGCAUGGUGGAGAAGAUGAUGUAUGACCAGCGACAGAAGUCCAUGGGACUACCCACCUCUGACGAGCAGAAGAAACAGGAGAUUCUGAAGAAGUUCAUGGAUCAGCAUCCAGAGAUGGAUUUUUCCAAGGCCAAAUUUAAUUAA
Messenger RNA from Chrysochloris asiatica (Cape golden mole), 1120 nucleotides. It is a transcript of the gene NUDC, whose product is annotated as nudC nuclear distribution protein. Lineage: Eukaryota; Metazoa; Chordata; Mammalia; Afrosoricida; Chrysochloridae. The transcript is spliced from 9 exons. Gene Ontology annotation, cellular component: cytoplasm. Gene Ontology annotation, biological process: protein folding. The record is from RefSeq and is a predicted model, not a curated record. The coding region runs from base 125 to 1120 and encodes 331 amino acids.